This is a messenger RNA of Melopsittacus undulatus (budgerigar), 3977 nucleotides long. RefSeq names its product cytochrome b reductase 1 (gene CYBRD1). The record is from RefSeq and is a predicted model, not a curated record. Lineage: Eukaryota; Metazoa; Chordata; Aves; Psittaciformes; Psittaculidae. Gene Ontology annotation, cellular component: lysosomal membrane. The transcript is spliced from 4 exons. Gene Ontology annotation, molecular function: oxidoreductase activity. The coding region runs from base 65 to 919 and encodes 284 amino acids.
CCCGCCCGGCCGCCCGGCCGGCCCCUCCUUCGCGGAGCUCGCUGCCGUGUACGGGGCUCGGAAGAUGGAGGACUACGGGCGGUUCUUGGUGCUGCUGGUCUCGGCGCUUCUGGUCGGCUUCGUGUCCGUCAUCUUCUCCCUAGUCUGGGUCUUCCACUAUCGCGAAGGGCUGAGCUGGGACGGCAGCGUGAGGGAGUUCAACUGGCACCCCGUCCUCAUCAUCACGGGCUUCGUCUUCAUCCAGGGCAUCGCUAUUAUUGUGUACAGGUUGCCCUGGACCUGGAAGUGUAGCAAAGUCCUAAUGAAGUUCAUACAUGCUGGAUUACAUACCAUAGCUAUGAUUCUCGCAAUUGUUUCUAUGGUAGCCGUGUUUGAAUACCACAAUGCCGGUAACAUUCCUAACAUGUACAGUCUGCACAGCUGGAUCGGGCUGACUGCUGUUAUAUUUUAUUCUCUCCAGCUUUUCUUGGGUUUCGCUGUCUUUCUACUCCCUUUUGCUCCAGUUUCCCUCCGAACAGCAGUUAUGCCAAUACAUGUUUAUUCGGGUCUUACCAUCUUUGCAAUGGUGAUUGCGACAGCUCUCAUGGGAAUCACAGAAAAGCUUAUAUUUUCCUUGCGCAGUAAUCCUGCAUACAGUGAAUCCCCACCAGAGGCAACUUUGGUCAAUUGUCUUGGUGUUUUGCUUGUCAUAUUUGGUAUGUUUAUUUUGUGGAUGGCAAGCAGGCCCUAUUGGAAGCGCCCUCCAGAAGAGAAUGCUAAAGCUCUGCUGACUACUGGAGGGACUCCUGAAGGCACAGAAGCAGAAUCCACAAUGACAGAUGGUGGCAAUGCAGAUAAAUCUGAUCUGAGGAUCAACAGUGAAGCAGCCAGAAAACAAAACCUCAAACUUGAUGAAGCAGGACAACGAUCAACUAUGUAAAGACAAUACACAGAAUAACAGUAUGGUUAUACUGCCAGCCUGCCUCUCCCUCACCACUGUUCCUUUUGGUUUAGUUAUAUUGAUAUAUAAAUAGGUUGGGGUUUUAUUUGCUGUACAGCUUGCUCAAAGGUUGUCAACUUUUCUGCAUAUGAUUUAAAUUCCAGUAAGUCUCAAACAUAUUAUAUAGGCUCAUGCUCAGUCCUCAUUUAAAAAAUGCGAGUUUGAAUGCUAUAAUGGGAGAAUCACAUAACUGGAAAAUGUUCUCCAUAUUAACAAGAUUGAGACUAAAUUUUGUUCUGAGUGAUUUUGCAGGUUAUGAAUCAGAGUCAUGAAGUAUAUUGGACAGAACUUAGUUGCUCACACAUAAUUUUUCUGGUAAUCUUCAUGUUUUGAAAGCCCUGAUUUCUUGAGUUGAUUAACCCCCUUCACCAACUUCUAAGAUUUGAGGUAAUUAAUCAUGUAGCAGAGUGGCACCAUAAAAAUAUUUUGUCUUAUUUGAAAAGAUACAGAUACACACUUAGAAAAAUAGGUAUCACUUAAACCAAGUCUUCCUUUUAUCCCAGAUGGCAGCAUUUUCCUAAAUUUGAUUGCACAGUUCUCUUGAUUUAUGGCACUGGACUAGAAAUUAGGAGCAGAGUAGAAAGCAGAGAAGACUGCUAGCCAUCUCACAGAAGAAAGGAUCUUGAAUUCCUAUAGGAAUUCCUAUAGGAAACUGCUGAACUUUGCUGAUUUGAUUAAGAUGCUACCUGUUGACUAAAAGCCAGUUUUUAUAUCUCCACACUGGUGUCAAAAUCAUCACUGUUAGGGGCACAAAGACAUACUUUAGUUUAUAAGCAAACUAUAUAAACUCUUAUGACUUUUUAAUUUGAAAUUGUUAAAUAAUGCAAUUUGAGCCUCUACUGGCACUUUUAUAGCUCUUCCUAGUAAUCGAAGUAUUAAUGUAUUACAUUCAUUCAUAAUUUUCACAGAUAUAAACAGUGUUUGUAUUUUUUACUACUACAAAAGAAUAAUUAUAGUAGAUUAUUUUGAUUGCACAUGCCCAAAAGGAUGAGCCUUUCUAUUAUAAUCUCUUGUAAAAACUGCAGAGCCCACUGCAAGUCCAAAUUUACCAUUGUUCAUGUUGCAGCCUAGACAGUUUCAGACAGCAUAUAAUUUCCUAUUUUUUUAAACUGCAUAUUUUUUAUCUACUUCAGCUUUUUAAGAUGUUUAAACACAUUCAACUUUAGAAAAUAUGCUAUUUUUGAAGUUCAGUGUUGUAUUAGGACAAUUCUGGUCAUGAGUUCUUUGGAUCUUCUCUAACAAAAAACAUCUAUUAUUUGAUUUGUAAUAACAUUUAAUCAUUUGGUAAAUGCAGUAUAGAAAGCUAGCAUAGUGAAUUACUCGGAAAACUUUUCUGCAGUACCAUUUGGUACUCGAGGACUACAUUCCAGGGUUCUGUGUUUUCACUUACAUAUGUUUGUGGAUGGCUGGGACCCACCUAGCAUUAGUGAAUUGUUUCAAUUAAGAAAAUGUCUGCUUUUAAAUGCCUUAGUGUAAAAUUCAGGUAUAAUAGGAGAAAUACUAAACUAUUGUGUGAGCACAAAUAAUACAAAACUACUCCUACUACCACUAAUAAUAAUACUAAUGAUAAGGGAAAUAACAAAGGGAGAGAAUAUAAAACUAAAGGAGAAAAGGGAAAAAUCAAUAAAUAUAAGUGAUGCACAAUACAAUUGCUCAUCACCUGCUGACCAAUGCCCAGUCCUACCUGAGCAGUGAUCCCAUCCUUCCAGGUACUUCUCACCAGUUUACAUACUGGGCCAGAUGUGCUGUAGUAUGGAAUAUCCCUUUGGCUAGUUUGGGUCAGUGUCCUGUAUCUGCUGCUUCCCAGCUUCUUGUGCCACUCCUCACUGGCAGAGCAUCAGACUGAAAAGGCCUUGAUCUGGGUAUGCAUUACGUAGCAACAACUAAAACAUAGGUGUGUUAUCAGCAUUGUUCUUGGACUAAAGCUGAAACACAGCCCUGCACCAGCUACUAGGAAGGAAAAAAAAACACCUUACAGUUGAAACCAGGACAAGCAUAAAAUCCAAAUAUUACUGAUAGCAGCUUUCUUAAAGAAAAACAAGAGCACUUAUUUUACAUUAUGUUAAUGCUCAACUGACAAGACCUGAUUAGGUUAUGCAUAAUGUUUUACAUCCUAUUACAAAUUUAUAUAUUGAACACUAAGUAGGAAGAGGGAUUUGCAGUAGUUUCUGGAGAACACUAAACUGCACUGUUGUCUUCUGAUCUCAUUAUGUUUUGCUCAACAAGACUGUUUUUUGAGUAAAUCGGUAAGCAUCUUACAGCUGGUGGAUGCAUGUUUUAGUCUUCAUGAAAGGUGCUCUGUUAAUACUUUAGAAGUAUAACAGAUGAAAUGAAUAAAUGAACUAGCUGCUUUAGUAAUUUACUAUGCUAGCUUUCCCUACACACAUAGGCAACAGCAUUCUAAGUUGGUAUGUACUGGCCUGUUACUGUGUCUCGUCCACUUGUGAAAAUGAGCUCUUUCAAUCCUUGCCUAGUACCCAGUGUGUGGAAGGUAGUCACUUAUGUAAGAAUUGUUCUGGAAGAAACUGUCUAGUAUAUUGGGAAAAAAAAUCACAAGAUCUGUGAUUCAUUUUGUUAUGACACUGACUUGGAUGUAUUGAAAUCAACAGCUUUUAGGUGAAUGGUACUAUAUGCUGUUAAAGUUAAGCUACAGCAAACAGUACGUAUUCUGGUUUAUGUUUUAUUCCAUGUACUGUUUAAGGGUAAUGAUACUUGAAAAAGAAUGGUGGCAUUUCUUCAUCUCUCUAUUUUGAUGGUACAAAACUAACUGAAAAUCAAGACUAGGCAACCUUUUGAGAAUAUUCAGCCAGAGUAUAUAUUUGGUUUUCAACUGUGAGGUUAAAAGUGAUAGUAGAAACUCAGUGGGAUCUGGAAGAUUCCAUUCUGGGAAAUUAUCAUCACCAGUGGUAUCUCCUAUGUAUGAACUGUGAGCUUCUACCUGCUUUGGUCUUUGGAAGGUCCCUAUGAGACACAGUAGCUGUGAGUUCCUAAACUUUGC